Molecule: messenger RNA, 715 nt
Organism: Paramecium primaurelia
Lineage: Eukaryota; Ciliophora; Oligohymenophorea; Peniculida; Parameciidae
Source: the annotation of a GenBank genome assembly
AAUGUAAAUUGUUUAAGAAUGCAAUAUUGUCUUGGCUUCAUAAAUGGGAUGCGUCUAAUUUACUUUGUCAAUCGGAAAAUCUAAAAUGAUCGGAUUAUAAACAUUUGGAGAUCAGACAAUGGCAUUUGAUCAUGCAUUAUUAGAAUUCACUAAUUAAGGACUGCGUCUAGAGGAUUAAAAGACUUCUAGUGGGUAUAAAUUAAUAUUGAAUGAGGACUUGGAUGAGAUUAAGCAAAUCUGGUGUUUAAUCUUAAAUUGUACCUUUAUGUAAAAGAAGAGUCAUAAAAAUAGCAGAAUAUAUAGUUAUCAUAGUUAAUAAUUAAUGAAUUAAAGUUUACUUCAUCUGAUCUAAAUUGCAUAAAAACAUGAAAAUAAGUUUGAAUAAAAAUAUUUAGAUGAUAUGAUAACUUCUUGUAAAUAAAAUGGUUAAAAUGAUCGUUAUUUAAUAUUGUUAUUAAUCAAAAUUUGGAAUAAUUAAGAGUUUUUGGGAUAUAGAUUUAAGUUAUGGGUUUAACAGCAUAAAGUAUGUAAUUCGAAAUCUCCUGUUGAUUUAUUAAGAUAUGGUUAAGUUAGCGAAUGCAUCUAAAAAUAUGAAAAAAAUUUAUCUCGCAAUACUUUUGAAGCUAUAAAAAAAACAUAAUUUUUUUCCAAAUACACAAUCUUAACUAUAGGAAGACAGUCUUAAACGAGUGAAAGAGAAUUUAAAAUAAUAUGA